AUGUUGGUUCUUAUCAUUGGUCACUCGAAGACCGUUCAAACCGAACUCAUCUCCAGUUCACAGUCGUACAUAGAGUUGCAUAGAAGCGUUAUGAACACUAUCUCAGGGUUUGUAUUUAUCUUCCUCCUAACUGAUGCUACGGUAGUCUUCAGCAACAUCCAAUAUCGUAACCCUUUCGAAGCGGUACAAGGAUGCCUACAGUAUGACAACGUGCCUGGCUACAACGAUACAUUGGAAUAUUUUGCGACGGACACCUUUAGACACAUUGGCCGUACGCACAGCUCAAAGUAUAUUCGUGUAGGGAUGGUGGGACCCACCGACGGUAUCAUACGCUUCGGAAAAUUCCGUUAUCCCUACGGCGAGAGUGUGUCGGAAAUUUGUCUUUCCGGCUUGUCGGGACAAAAGUCGGAAAUAAAUCGCCAUACUCGUACCAGCAACAGUGAAUACAUCAACACACUGCUAAAGACCCAAAUGACACCAGCCGUGCUGUCCAAAACACGCCCCAUGAUGUUCCGUUUGGAAGUGUUCGAUAAUGGUAACGUUCUGCUGACGAAGGAUGGCGAGAAGAGACCGUUCCUGGAGUUUAAUGAUAAUCACAGCAGGUUGGAUUUGGACUACAUAGCGUUUACUAAGUGGAACUAUGAUCUUUUCUAUUACUAUGACUGUCCAUUAAAUACUGAUUCCAAUAGCAUUGACGACACGGUACUGCUUAAGUGCAAUUUGGCUUAA
Anopheles marshallii is the source of this 729-nucleotide messenger RNA. RefSeq lists its product as uncharacterized. NCBI's taxonomy places the organism in Eukaryota, Metazoa, Arthropoda, Insecta, Diptera, Culicidae. The transcript has 3 exons. Bases 1 to 729 code for a protein of 242 amino acids. The record is from RefSeq and is a predicted model, not a curated record.